AUGUUGAGAUUCAACAGAUUUUCCCUGAGAUCGGGUGCGUUGGCCACCAGGCAAAUAAGAACUUUUUCACAAUACAAACCAUUAAGAAGUGGAGACAAGCAUAGUGAACAUGGGCAUGAGCAUGAACAUGAUCAUGAUCAUCAUGACCAUGGUGAAGAAGUCAUUACUGAAGCUGAGGGUAUUUCAAACGGUCCAUAUACCUUUGCUUUUGGUGUUGGUGCUGUAUUGUUUACAGGAUACUAUGUUUUUAAUGAGAAAUUUAAAUCUCAAAGCGGUUAUUCAUUAACUUCAAAUGUUUUACAGCCAGUAACUUCAGAAAAGGAAAUUAUUGAUUCGAAUAAGGUCCAUGAAGAUGGUGUGAAAAAGCUCGUUGCUGAGAAGGAAGCUCUUACUUUACCACCACCAGAGAAAUUGUUCAUGGACUAUAAUUCUGUACGCGGUGUUCCAAGAGGUUCUCCAACCAACUAUAUACCUGGAUUAUCCAUAGAUGUUGAUAAUAUUGCACCAAGAAGAAAACCAAAAAGUAUUUUCGACUGA
This is a messenger RNA of Hansenula ciferrii, 537 nucleotides long. RefSeq lists its product as uncharacterized. Lineage: Eukaryota; Fungi; Ascomycota; Saccharomycetes; Phaffomycetales; Wickerhamomycetaceae. The transcript has a single exon. The record is from RefSeq and is a predicted model, not a curated record. The coding region runs from base 1 to 537 and encodes 178 amino acids.